Oldenlandia corymbosa var. corymbosa is the source of this 1266-nucleotide messenger RNA. NCBI's taxonomy places the organism in Eukaryota, Viridiplantae, Streptophyta, Magnoliopsida, Gentianales, Rubiaceae. The record is from the annotation of a GenBank genome assembly.
AUGGAGUCCACUUUGAAUGUGGAGAGAAAAAGGGGUUUUCCUGUUGCAAUAGCUUUACUGAUAUCCCUUAUCCUAUGUGCCAUCUCCUUGAAUCUUGAGGUGUUUUUGUCACUCACAACCAUCAAUUCAAUUUUCUGGAUUUCCCCUGCUGUCAAUCACACUAGCCAAUUCUAUGUUGAAUCAAAGGCUCCCCCAGUGCCUCCUCGCUUUGCUUAUUUCAUAUCAGGAACAAGAGGUGAUCUUGAAAAGCUAUGGAGAACCCUGCAGUCACUGUAUCAUCCCUGGAACUAUUAUGUAGUUCAUUUGGAGCUGGGAUCCACAUUGGAGGAAAGGCUGGAGCUUGCUUCUCGGAUUGACAAAGAUCCCAUUUUUAAUAAGGUGCAGAAUGUCCUAAUGAUAACCAAAGCUAAUAUGGUUACUUAUAGAGGUCCAACCAUGGUUUCCAACACGCUUCACGCUUGUGCCAUUCUUCUCAAGACAUACAAACACUGGGAUUGGUUCAUCAAUUUAAGCGCUUCAGAUUAUCCAUUGGUCACUCAAGAUGAUCUUCUGCACACCUUUUCUGGUUUAAAAAGGAACUUGAACUUCAUCCAUCAUACCAGCCGAUUGGGUUGGACUGGAAGGGCCAUGCCUUUAAUUGUAGACCCAGGGAUUUACCAGAAUACAAAGUCCGAUUUAUUCCGGGUGUCACCAAACAGAACUUUGCCCACUGCUUUCCGACUUUUUACAGGUUCUGCAUGGACAGUCCUUUCGCGCUCAUUCGUGGAGUAUGUUAUAUGGGGGUGGGAUAACCUUCCCAGAAUCCUCCUCAUGUACUAUACAAAUUUUGUUUCUUCUCCUGAAGGAUAUUUCCAGACCGUAAUUUGCAAUUCCCCUGAAUUUGUCCCCACCGUGGUCAACGAUGAUAUGCAUUUCGUCUCCUGGGAUUACCCCCCAAAACAGCAUCCACGCAACCUCAACAUCAAUGACACAGCCAAAAUGAUCGCAAGCAAUGCCCCCUUUGCGCGUAAAUUUAAGCGUUCUCGUGACAUUGUAUUAGAUAAGAUUGAUGCAGAACUCCUUGGCCGGGAAAAUGGUUCCUUCACCCCUGGUGGCUGGUGCUCCGGCAAUCCCCCUUGCUCCGAGGUUGGAAACCCGACAGAACUCAUUCCAGGACCGGGCGCUGAACGCCUUACUCGCCUUCUUGCUAGACGGGUUUAUUCCGCAGAAUUUACAGACAGGCAAUGCAAGGUAUCCGUAAGCUGGCCUCUCCGGGGAAAUGAGUAG